UACAAUAAGUGAGAAUGAUGUGUGUUCAUUUAAAUGUUAAUAAAUGACAAUAAAUAAUGGAUAAAGUUACAAAUAACAAAGUUCCGUCAAACUUAAUUUUAACAGUUUGCCUGUCCUGUGGAAUGACAAUUGCGACUAGCAUCGUGUACGUAGUGCUAUGCAUUUUAGCAAUACAUUACCGUAGCGACUGUGAUAGCACCUUUUCUUCCCCAAAUGAUACGACGAUCUUCGUACAAUUAUUUCUUGGAAUUUACUUCACGCAGGCAAAAUGCAGCGACUUUAUACACUUUGAUAAUAUUACAACAGAAUCAACAGUUUUCGCAUUGGUGAUAAUUAUUUUGAGUUUAAGCAUACUCAAUUGUAUAUCAGCUAUAGUUUGUGUUUCAGUUGUAAAUACGAAGAAAUCAGCGCAGAAUAUAGAAGCAGCUGUAUACACGUACAUCAUAAUAUCGGUCUCGUCGCUCAUAGUGGAUUUCACCGCAGCAAUAUUCUUUGGAAUGGACUACAACACAAUAAAUUCAUUCACAGAAGAAUCGAUGCCGGGCACUACAGUCUUUUUACAAGAAUUGUUGAGCCUCGGCGCUCUACUCCUUAUGACUGUAUCAUUAAAAGGCUUCGUUUUUCACGUCAUCAAUAUUAUAUUACUAAUUAUAAUAAUAUUCUAUUUAAUAGAAUAUAGAAAAAAUACGAAAAGUACAGUACAUGCUAUUCAUAAAAUGGGUGCUCUACAAGCAUUUGAGCAGCAACGACCAAAUGGCGAUCCAUGGCAACAAUCUGAAUUUUCAUAUCAACAUUUCCGAGGACAACAAAAGAGCACUGAAGACCCGUGGCAACAACAACCUGAAACCAUAUUCCCGCCCUACAGAAGCAAUCAUACAAAUCCUGUGUUUGUUAACGAUGAUGAUAGUCGCAGCCAGAAUCGAGACACUCCACGUGCGGGUUAUGCAAAUCCAGCAUUCGAUCGUUCAUAUUCAUGGAACAACCAGUCAACGAUGUCGCCUCGACCAUUCUCAUAUCUGGAAGAGUCGAAACCACCGAUGCCUGCGAAACCUCCAAGCUUGCCAUCGAACGGCACUGCUCAAUGGCAACGGGAACGCGACUCGUGGCAACCGUCCGUCCCCGCACCAGAUUACAGCCCUGACACACCUCGACGGCUGAAAUCUGCACUCAAAUCAUCCUAUAUGUAAAAUAACAACUUUAAUCGAGUUCAGAUAGAAUUAAGAAACAACCCACCAUCGAACCACUGCUGUACUCGGAUAUUUAAGAAGUCUUCUCAUUAGAGAGAAGUCCACCAAUUACAGUGCUGCCCACGCAGCUUAGAGCGGUGUUUCACUUUAAUUUGUACAUCUCUGGCAUUGAUGUAUUUGUGUUGAAUCCUAGUCGACUUAAAAUAUCGCGUGGGCGGAAAAAACUGGAGACGUAUUGUGC
This is a messenger RNA of Achroia grisella, 1428 nucleotides long. RefSeq lists its product as uncharacterized. Lineage: Eukaryota; Metazoa; Arthropoda; Insecta; Lepidoptera; Pyralidae. Bases 57 to 1187 code for a protein of 376 amino acids. The transcript is spliced from 10 exons. The record is from RefSeq and is a predicted model, not a curated record.